GUCAGCUCAGAGCGCGCGUCGGAGCAACUGACAGCUUGGGGGGGACUCGCUGCUUGUGCCCCUGGAGGCUGGUGCUUCUCAUUAUUAUCUCGGCACUCCUUGUCUUCUCACCUGCCUUUGUUCUUAUCGCUGUCCCUUCCCCCAUUACGUGCUCUGUGCCUCUCUGACCCCUCAGCACCUUGUGUCCCCCUCCAGCCCCUGCCCUUGUCCCUUGUCCCCUGGCUGGACGUGUCCCUGGGAGAGGUGAGGAGCUGACCGACGUGCCGCCUGGGGGUGCUGCUACUGGCAUGGGAGUCUCAUGGAGCCGCUGUUUGUAACACACGCCGGGACAGAGCGUCACACCGGACACUGACUUCUCCGCUAAGGCUGCCGGCACCUCAGCACCAUGAACACCAGCUUGCCAUAUCAGCACAACUCCUACAGACCUUCUGGGAAUUCAGGUCCCAUCCAAUGUUAUCGCUGUGGAGAAACGUGCAAGGGAGAAGUGGUGAGAGUGCAAAGCAAUCACUUCCACAUCCGCUGUUUCACGUGUCAAGUGUGUAACUGUGAUCUGGCUCAGUCUGGCUUCUUCUUUAAGAACGGAGAGUAUAUCUGUACGCGGGAUUACCAGCAGCUCUAUGGAACCCGAUGUGACAGCUGCCGAGACUUCAUUACCGGGGAGGUCAUUUCUGCCCUUGGACGGACAUAUCACCCCAAAUGCUUUGUGUGCAAUAUUUGCAGGAAGUCUUUUCCUAUUGGAGACAAGGUGACCUUCAGAGGCAAAGACUGUGUGUGUCAGAACUGUUCCUACUCUUUAGUUAGUGACAAGCCCAUCAAGAUUCAUGGUCCAAGCCGCUGUGCAGGGUGUAAAGAGGAGAUUAAACAUGGCCAGUCCCUGCUAGCACUGGAAAAACAGUGGCAUGUCAGUUGCUUCAAGUGUCAGACGUGUGGCAUUGUCCUGACGGGAGAAUAUAUUAGCAAAGACGGCGUGCCUUAUUGUGAGUCAGAUUAUCAUGCUCAGUUUGGCAUCAAAUGUGAAGCUUGCAACAAAUACAUCAGUGGCAGAGUCCUGGAGGCAGGCGGCAAGCACUAUCACCCCACGUGUGCACGAUGUGUUCGAUGCCAGCAGAUGUUUUCGGAGGGGGAAGAAAUGUACCUGACAGGCUCUGAAGUGUGGCAUCCAAUCUGUAAACAGGCAGCUCGUGCAGAGAAGAAGCUCAAAUACAGAAGGGCGUCUGAGACCUCCAUCUCUCCUCCAGGGUCUAGUAUUGGCUCACCCAAUCGUGUUAUAUGUGCCAAGGUAAACAAUGAGAUUCUAAAUUACAAGGAUUUAGCAGCCCUCCCUAAGAUCAAACCAAUCUACGCAGUGCAGCGUCCUGACCUCAUUUCUUAUGAGCCUUAUAGCAGAUACACUUCCGAUGAGAUGCUGGAGAGAUACAGCUACGGGGAGGAUAUUUAUGAAGGGAUUGACUUGCGUCAGAGAAGGUCUUCUAGCCCCGGUUAUAUAGACUCUCCUCUGUACAGACAACAUGAAAUAUCCCUCACCAUGCCACGCAAUCCGCAGCAUUACUACAUGUCAGGCACAGAUAGUGGGCGCAACUCACCUUUUUAUAGCCAGUUAGAUGUACAUUGCUCCUCGCCUAGCCAUUAUCAAGUUCCACGGCAUUUCCACAUACCAGCCGCUGCAGAGAAUAACCUUUACCGGAAACCCCCCAUCUAUAAACGGCAUGCAACGAAAAGCAAAACAAGUGAAGAUCUUGUACAGUCUUCUAAAUAUCUUCCAGCACAUCCCCAUGCACUAUACUAUCAACCUGAAUCUGAGUUUUGGAUGUAUUCACCGAAAGUGCCUCGAGCACGGAGAUAUUCAUCAGGAGGAGAGGAAGAUGGCUUUGAUCGGAGCAUGCACAAGAUCCAGGGAGGAAUUGGGCGAAUGAUUCUAAAAGAAGAGAUGAAAGCUCGGUCCUACAUUGACCCUUGGACGCCUCCCCGAAGUUCUACUCACAGUAAGGAAGCUCUCCACACUGCGGGAUACGAGGCUUCUCUUAAUGGAUCUCCCACCAGGCGCUAUCUGGCUGACAGUGAUCCCUUGAUUUUGAAAUCGGCCUCACUCCCAGUCUACAGGAGGAACGGAUUGCACAGGCCUCCCAGCUCAGAACUUUUUCACUACGACAGUGCCAACUCUGUGAAUUGGGGAAUGCGUGAGUACAAGAUCUAUCCAUAUGAAUUACUUGUUGUCACCACUAGAGGGAGGAAUAGACUUCCUAAGGAUGUCGACAGAACACGCUUGGAGCGCCAUCUAUCAGCAGAAGAGUUCUAUCAGGUCUUUGGAAUGACCAUAUCAGAGUUUGACCGCCUGGCACUGUGGAAAAGAAAUGAAUUGAAGAAGCAAGCCAGGCUCUUUUAAUCCAGUCCGACAUGUGCCUCAGAUAUAAAUAAACACCUCUAUAAAUAUA
Messenger RNA from Xenopus laevis (African clawed frog), 2432 nucleotides. RefSeq names its product actin binding LIM protein family member 3 S homeolog (gene ablim3.S). Lineage: Eukaryota; Metazoa; Chordata; Amphibia; Anura; Pipidae. Gene Ontology annotation, molecular function: actin binding; actin filament binding. The record is from RefSeq and is a predicted model, not a curated record. The coding region runs from base 386 to 2383 and encodes 665 amino acids. Gene Ontology annotation, biological process: lamellipodium assembly; cilium assembly; cytoskeleton organization. Gene Ontology annotation, cellular component: cytoplasm; actin cytoskeleton; stress fiber. The transcript is spliced from 22 exons.